This is a messenger RNA of Camelus dromedarius (Arabian camel), 9005 nucleotides long. RefSeq names its product WD repeat domain 20 (gene WDR20). Gene Ontology annotation, molecular function: protein binding. The record is from RefSeq and is a predicted model, not a curated record. Lineage: Eukaryota; Metazoa; Chordata; Mammalia; Artiodactyla; Camelidae. Bases 5925 to 6911 code for a protein of 328 amino acids. The transcript is spliced from 4 exons.
AUUGAACUGAAGAAACUGUGAGAAAGAUGGAUUGUGUGGGUGUGGAUUAGCCUGAUUUUGUUUCUGCUUCAAGGGCAGGUGGGUUGGAUAUAGGACCGACAUCUGUGCAGGGCCUUACAGCUGGCUGUACCUGAGUGUCAGCCUGUUCACCUGCACAUGAAGUGCGGGCAGUGAAGGUGUUUGGUAUUUUUGUCAUUAGAGCUAGAUGAUUUUCCACUACGUUACAGAAACUCUGGAUUAAACAGUGCGUUGAGCUUUGUUCACAAAGCAAAUAACGUCUCAGCUCUGAGGGGUCCGCGUCUCACUUCUGUGCCUUGGGAGGCGCUUCCCCAGGUCUCGUCCAGCGUGACCAGCUAGGUGCAUGUGGUCCAGCCCCAGACUGUGGACUGACCCCUCGCAGGCAUUAGAAACCCCAAGCCUGACCAGGUUAAAAGUCUGCCCUGGGAAAAGCUGCACCAGCCUUUAUAACACAGUUUACUUUGGGGUCCCAGGUCUUAAGGUAGGACUCCAGCUGUUGCACUUCCUUCUAAGCACAUGAUCCCUUGUGGCCCUGGGAAGUAAUCCCCUGUUCACUUCCGGCUCCUGUUCUGGUUGUAUGAGAUGUGGUCAGAAGGAAGGCUAAUAGAAAGCAGAGGAGGGUUCUCUUGAUUUUCAAAUGGCACAGUGGCGACCUUUGAUGCCACUGGGGCAGCUCCAGCUAUUUUUUGAUUAAUCCACUCGGGCCGUUGGUGACUCAGCAGCCUCCUGACGGUCUGUGUUGUUUUUGAAAGGAACUGGGCUUUCACAAUAUAUGGACUACAGUUCACCGAUUACAGCUCAUAGAUACAGCACAUAGUGAGAGGCACUCAGUGAAGGUCUGGCGAAAGAGUGCCUCCCAGAGGCGAGAUCAGGAGGAAACGACAUCUGUGCCGCGGCGGGCAGAGUUCGCGUGAUGUUGGGGGUCGGGAAGGCUUCUAAGUGCAAGAAGCAAUAUGAGGAAAGGCAGGAGGUGUGAAGAGCACAGGUGGCAGGUGAGCAGGUGGCUUUGUGGGUAAUAUUUGUGAAGGGGCGGGUGGUGCGGCCUGUGGACGCUGAGCUUCAGGGGUCGAGCCGUUGUGAUGCCAGGCAGGGCCGCGGAGGUUUGGAGAGGAAGUGACCUAAGUUGUAGUGAAGACCAGUCCGGCAAGUGUGGGAUGAACUGAAUGCGUGUAGAAAUGGGUGGAAGGAGCCUGCUGCCAAGCCAAGGAAGCUGACCCCAGGCUGGGAGGGGACCGGAGAAGGACAGCCUGCACAAGGGCUCUGAAGCUGUCAUGGGGGUGCCGCGCUGGGGACCCGACUGAGGCAACAGGCUCCAAGCUUGGGAGGGGGCACAACAUGGGAAGGGCGGGCUUAGGGAAGAGAGUGGUCUCUCCGGUGGACGGAGUCAGCUGCUGGUCCUGGUUGGCUGUUUGGCAGCUGUUAGAUAUGCCGGUAAAAGGACUUUUUUCUGGCAAGUUCUGUGAGACUGGUUCUCUCUGAGGUGAUUCUCGGCAGGGGAGGGAGGAGGAGAAAUUUAGGGAAAAUAAAGCCUACCUUUAUUACCUAGAUGCCCCCCCGUAUCUCCCAUAUACCAUGACCUGGCGUGAGUUUUUCAAAAGAAGUCUUUGUGACAUUAUUUUCCAUAUCCCAUCAAAUGCUUCUGGGCACUCAGCAGUAUCAGGGAGCAGGUGCCAUGAAUAGGGCUCAGCACAGGCCCACCACAUGCCUUCUCUGAGCUCCCGUAAUGACCAUGACGGGGUGCCAAGGCCCUGUCAGCGCCAGCAGGCCCACCGAGCCCACGGGAGCCCUUUCCCACCUGGUCCAGGUCCCUCGUCCACAUUCCUGUUGGCUCAGCCACAUUCCCUGGGGCCGGUGCAGAUCUGGGGUGAAGGUGUGAGCUUGGAACAGCUUUCUUUUGCAGACCUUUGUGAUUCUGGAAUGAUAAAUGCUCAUUAAUGCCAUGCUGAACUGACCCAGCUGACUUCCUAUUUUGACAGUAUUCGUCAUGAAAAGAAUUCCAGGGAUUUUUAAGGAUCAAAAGUCCAAGAAAAAAAGAAACAUGACAUUUUAAAGCUUGUAUUUACUGAUUGAUGAUUUUGGUUAACCAGCUCUGUUUAUGCAGUAGGAAUUUUUCAACCAUCAUUUAAAUUUUUUCUGAGAAUGAGACACUGACAAAUUAUUUGUAAUCAGUAACUCCUUAUGCAAAAACUAACGAGCAUAAUGAUGAAAUGUAAUCUUAUCAUUGAAAAAAAUUUGGAUCGGUCAGUUUCAUUCAUUAAACAUAAAUUCAGCACUUGUGACAGACUGGAUACUCUACUAGGCCUGGAUAACCAAAUGUGAUUCUGAUUCUUAAAAUUGCUAAGACUUUUUAAUAAAUUGGUUCUGCUUUAAAUUCAUGUUUAAGAAUUUAGAUAAUUGGCAAUCAUUAGGAUGCAGAAACACUUCAAAAAAAAAAUAAAGUAUCUCUAACCUAUCUAUGCAGGAUUUACCAGAGAGUUGACAAACAAAAGUUAAUUUUGUGGAAUAAUACAGUGGUAACUAUUUAAUAAAGAAGUUCUGCUUUUUAAAGGAGUCUUUAUUUGUAAUUUUUGGUUGUAAUUGUAAUUGAUGAUAGCAGACAUAAAACAGUACUGUAAUCAUGUAAGUGAUUAAAUACUAGAUUUUGUGGGACGAAUUAAGUACUUCAGAAUUGAGGUAAAGGAGCCAGCUCGGAGAAUGGUAGUGGGGGAAAUGCUUGCUGGAGGUGAUGGGGCUUGAACUGAAGGAAGAUUCCUGGGAACAGGGGCAAAGUGGACUGUCCCCACCAAGAAGGAGACUUAAUGAAGCCAGGAAAGAGGGGACAUCUGCCUGCACCAAACACAAGACGUGUGUGCGGGGCGAGGCAGGUUGGGACGGCAGACGAGGUAGAGCAGUGCAGCAUGGCCCUUGACCCGUAAUUCCUUCCCAGGUUCCUCAGCUGUAAAUAUGGAUGGGAUUUGUGCUGACUUUGAGGGGCAACUGUGAGAUUAGAAGAGAUGGUAAGUGUGAAGUUCCUGGUGCACAGAAGGUGCUCCGUGGGCAGAGCUGGUGUUGCUGUUAGGGAAGAUGGAUGGGGCCGAACCAGCAAGGGCAGGACUGCUAGGUAGUCACCAUAUUUUGAUGUGAUGGAAAUGAGAAGUCCAGUCUCCCGUGGGCCUCACCACUACCCUACAAGGGAGCAAGGGGCUUUGUUCCCUGAGGCCCUGGGAGAGGUGACAAGCACCUUGCCCAAGGCCACCUGGCUUCCAAGAGGGAAGGUGAGGUUUGAACCCAGACCUGCCUGGUUCUGACGUCUGGGCUCUUUCUCCUCCUCUCAGACUGCCUCUGCCCGGGAAGCCAUCUGUCAGAGGCUGAUGACCCCAUGGGGAAGAGGAGUGGCUGGCCCAGGUAGUUAUUACUGCUACUGAAAAGGGGGGUGAGUUCAGAGUAUGUGUUGGCACACCCUACCCCACCUCCCAGGAUGAAAGGAGGAGGGGGAGGAGGAAAUUAGACAGCAGCACCUCAAGGGGAGAAGAGAGAGCACCCGGUGAUCAGCUGCGAGAGGAAAGAGGACAAGCUGAGUUGGAGGUGGGCGUGCUGUUUGAAAGGAAGGCAGGCACUGGCAGGCUCUACCUUCCCUCCAUCUGGGCUUGGGCCCCAAAAUGCUCAGGCAGCAGUGGUGGAGUCGGCGGGUUUCUCAGAAGUAUAACUUCUUCAGGGUUCUCAGUAAGUCUUGCUUAGUGUGAGUGACAUGUUGCUUGGCUAAACUCCCUGUUUCAUCUGUGCCAUUGAGGGUUGGGGAGGAAGGAGUGACCUUAGGUAAGAGAUAUCUAGAUGUUCUUGGGCUGGGGUCUACUUUUACGCCUUCUAGGGUAAUGCUUCUCCCACCAGUGUUGAAGGACCAGUUUAAAAAAAUUUUUUUUUAAUUUAAAAAGUUUCCAGUCUAUCUGGACUGAUACUUUUGUAAAAUGAAAACAGGGUUACUAGAAAAAGAAACUGAAAAAGAUAUGCAGAAUGCAAACUUGUAUUUUUUUGAAUUUUUUAUCAUUAGAUUUAAUUAGAUAUAAAAUCACUCUGUCACAUUGCCAUAAAAGUUUCUAAAUGCUUAUUCUCAAUUCCUGUACUUAAUUUUGACUGCAGACUAGCAAACUAUUCAUGGACUGGUACACUUUGAGAGCAAUGAUCUAGGAAGAAACUUUGUUAAGCAAAUAAGUAAACAGGAUGUUUUUGGAAUAUUUGCAUGAUUCAAGAGUAAAAACAGUCUUUCAGUUGGCAUUUCAAAUACUUUAGAUGUGUGUUUGUGUGUGAUCUAAUUACAAAUGACAUCUUUUCAGGAAAGUUCCACGUUAGGGGGCAGGAAAGUAAAAGAAAUACACCAAGAGCCGAGACGCAGUCAUUGUAAGGGAUGUGUAAGUUCAAGCUGCUAGCAUUGCUUGGAAGAACGGGUGCUUUAAACUUCCUCUGUUGUUUCUGAGAAUCGUAUUUCUUUUCAUUUAAUUUAUAUUAGUUUGUUUUCUCUGUUAGUUUUUGCUUGUCUUUGAAUUUAUUUUUAUAUUUUGGUGCAUAAUUUUAGGUGUAUUCUUUCAGGGGAUAGUUUCUUAGGCAAACUUUAAAAAAGUCUCAAGAAUUAACACGGAGAGGUCAUGUGAUAAUGUAAUUGUUCAUAUUUCAAAUUUGGUUUCUGAUUCUAGCUGCCAGUGUAUCUUAUUUUAUAUUUUGAACUAUUUUUACUUUUGAUCUCUUCCCUUGCACCGAGAUGAGCUGCCGUGUUCUUCCCUGAGCCUAGACUUCUCUUCCCUGCCUUUGGGGCCCUGCCCAGGAGCUGCUUCCCUGGAGGGGGAUGGCCUGUCAGCAGUGAGGGGUGCCUUCCUCUGGCUCCUGCAGCUGCCUCUCCAACCCCAGCUGAGCACCUGCUUCAGCACUUACUCCUCUCCCACUGCCCCUUUCCUCCUGGCUCCAAACUCAGGACUUCUUUUGUUUUGUACCUUACUAUUUAUUACAUGUUUCAAGGCUCUUUCAUGUAUAUAUUUUCUUAUUUCAUCCUCCAGACAAUCCCAUGAGUUUGGUAGAAUCUCCAUUUUAAUUGAGGUGAGGCUGGGAGAGUUGUCCGCCUGGCAGGUAUCUUCCUUCCUUUGCCCUGGGGCUCCCAGUUACUUGUACCACUCACGUCCAGACUUCCACACGCUCAGGUUUUGAGCCUGCCAUUUUGAGGUCCUCUUUUUUACACAGUAUUUAUACUUGUUACCUGAGAAAUCUAACAUUAGAAUACUCGGUACAGCAUCACAGGCCUCUGGGAGAAAGAGAUCUUCAGAACUUAACGCCAGGGCGGCCGGUAGAGAACAGGAGCUGAGAGAUCCCUGGAGCCGCACACGGGCCGGGGGGGUGUUUUGAAGGGUGUGUUGGGUUAUCUGCACCUGUGAUUUUCAGACGAGUGGGAAGGGUAGCUUUCUUCAUUUCAGCAGUAACAGCCCAGCAUAGUGGAUUGCUCAGAACAUUUCUCAUGAAGAGAAAAAUCCUGCUUUAAAAGAGGGGAGGCAGUCUGAAGAAUCACAUUUAGUCCAAGUCAGAAGUCGUUUGCUUUUGUCUUUGGAGUGCGUGUUGUAUGUUUUCUCCCCGACUCUUGGUGAAAGAGACCUGAGUUCCAAAUGCAGCCCUGCUACUUACUAGGCUGCUGACUUGAGUAAACCAAUAGAUAAAAGGAUAUACAAAGGAACACAGCCUACUUGUCAUGACUUCAACCACCUAACAGCCACAGCAGAAAGUGUCUCUCUCCUAGUGGGCUUUUCCGCAGGCCAAGUCCAGCUUAUAGACCCAAUCAAAAAAGAAACUAGCAAACUAUUUAAUGAGGAAAUGGCAAGUUCUUGGCGUGCGUGAGCCAGGACGGCUUCCUGCGGGUGUUCAACUUUGACUCGGUGGAGCUGCACGGCACGAUGAAAAGCUACUUUGGCGGCUUGCUGUGUGUGUGCUGGAGCCCGGACGGCAAGUACAUCGUGACUGGGGGCGAGGACGACCUGGUGACAGUCUGGUCUUUUGUAGACUGCCGAGUGAUAGCUCGAGGCCACGGGCACAAAUCCUGGGUCAGCGUCGUGGCAUUUGACCCCUAUACCACUAGCGUAGAGGAAAGCGACCCUAUGGAGUUCAGUGGCAGUGACGAGGACUUCCAGGACCUUCUUCAUUUUGGAAGAGAUCGAGCAAAUAGUACCCAGUCCCGGCUGUCCAAACGGAACUCUACGGAGAGCCGCCCCGUCAGCGUUACGUAUCGGUUUGGCUCCGUGGGCCAGGACACACAGCUCUGCUUAUGGGACCUUACGGAGGACAUCCUUUUCCCUCACCAGCCCCUCUUGAGAGCAAGGACACACACGAACGUCAUGAACGCCACGAGCCCUCCUGCCGGAAGCACCGGGAACAGCGUCCCGACGGCCGGCAACGCGGCGCCGCCACCGCUGCCGCGCUCCAACAGCCUCCCGCACUCGGCGGGCUCCGGCGCCGGCGGCAAGGGUGGCGUGGCGGACGGGGCUGUCGCUUCCGGGGUCAGCAAGUUCGCAACGCUCUCACUGCAUGACCGGAAGGACAGGCACCACGAGAAGGACCACAAGCGCAACCACAGCAUGGGGCACAUUUCUAGCAAGAGCAGCGACAAGCUGAACCUGGUCACCAAAGCCAGAACGGACCCGGCCAAAACUCUGGGGACGCCUCUGUGUCCCCGAAUGGAGGACGUCCCCCUGCUGGAGCCGCUCGUCUGCAAAAAGAUAGCUCACGAGAGGCUGACUGUGCUGGUUUUCCUUGAAGACUGUGUAGUCACUGCUUGUCAGGAGGGCUUUGUGUGCACGUGGGGAAGGCCUGGUAAAGUGCCAGCAGAGCCCUUCUCCUGCAGUCAGGAGGGCAGGAUGCAAGGUGUUCUCCAAGACCAGGACUAGAGCUGCCGGCAGCUUGAGAAGAGGGCCCUGGAGAGGGCGGGUGGGCUCUUCCCUUCCUGGCCCGGGUUUGCUUCUGCACAGCGGCUCCUGCAGACCCAGGGCGGAGCAGGGGGCAGGGGGAGCUACGAGAGGUCCCAAUCGCAGGUGUGUGGGGCACAGCGGCCACUAAGAGAGAUCUGGGGAGUAUUUUCGGUGUUUUCUCACCAAACUUUGAGCUUCCUCAUUGAAAUUUAAGUUUUUCAGCUUAAAUAUCCUGAGCGAGAAUCUCUUUUCUAACCAAAUCUCUGGAAUAACACAGCUUUUGGCAAGAAGAGGCUGUUACUACUCUGUCAGCACAACUUUUCUAUUGAGCACUGAAACACGUCGAUGAAGAGACCAGAAAUAAAGUGCUCAGAGUGGCACUCGAACCCUGCUCCCUCCCAGCAGGAGGUAACUCAGCCUGCCCACAGGACAGAAGCUCUUGUCCCUCCGAGGGCACAGGCCAGGCAGUGGCUCUCCACUCUUCUCUGGCUCGCCUCCUUUAGCCUUCUGGGAGCUCCAGGAGCGAGGCUUGUGCUGACUGCUGAUGCGGGCUUCUGAGCCCACUGGCUGCCCCAGCCCCGGCCCUUCCCUGAGCCGCUCCUCUCCUGGGGGGCUGGGGAAGGAAGCCUUUGGAAAACUUUCCUUUCUUUUAAAAGCAAACAUGUAAGAGAGAGUAGGCAGACUCUUUAAAAAUAACCAGUAGCUUUGGAUUCUAAAUUUACUUAAAUAAUGGUGGAGAAUCUUAAUUUUGUCUUUUGUGGUGAUUGAACCUCUAGCGUUUUUGAAGUAUUCUCCUGUGAGCCAUUGACUUGGAGCUAAGGACAAAUGCCUUACGGUAGAACAGUGGAGGAGUGGAGAUGCAGAAGUAAGCUCUAACAGGGAUCGUUGUCUCAGACAUUUGGGAACCACAAGAAACCAAAGGCUAUGAAACGUUAUCAGUCUGUACGGCGUGUAGACACGUCCUAGAUGGGACUCAGUAUUCUGCUCCGCUGUCUGGCUUAGCGGCCAAGUCCUAGCUGGCAGGUAGCCCAGCGGCCACUUCUCCCUGAGUCCGCCACUGCCGGUGGUACAUCUUGAACUAUUUUAAGAACCUGUCAGGUGUUGAGUUUGUGCUGAAGCUGGUGAAGCUGUCGUAUCAGCUGUCUGCACUGGUGGACAGGGUUCUCAUGACCUCUUGCUUGGGAGGGAGAUCUUUGCUCUCUUGAGGAAGCUCAAGGUGUGAGGGGGCGAAAGGGUCGGGGAGCAUUGGAGAAGGAAUCCUUUGGAAAACCCAGAUGCCACGUUUUGUGUAUCUGACUGUCGGAGGAAGCCCUGCAAGCAGAGUUCGACUGUGGAUUUCCUGGGACAGAUGCACCGAGCACAGCACCCCGUGCUGUGCGUGAGGCCAUCGGGGGCUCGGCUCCAUGGCCCCGGAGCCGGCCAGAGAGAGCGUCUGGGCUGGGAAAGGGCGGCCAGGGCUCAGCUGGGAAAGCGCUUGUGUUCAGCUGUUCUCUUUGAAGCUCAGAGCCAAGUUCAAACCUGUGCAGAAAAGCCCCUCUGGGCUGGGAGGGGGAAGCUGUCCCACUGGUACUGACUCUGUUCAUUGCUGUGUCUGUUACAUGAACUCCGUGUCUUGGUUAAAUCGUUGUCUCUCCAUUUAGAAAUGUAAAAGAAAGGUUUUCUGCAUUUUUUAUUUCUGUAUACCUAAGUUUAUUAAAGGUUACUAUGUUAGGUGACACUGUAUAAAAUUGUAUGAAUAUUUACCUUUAGUGAAAAUCAAAAGUAAAAUUCAUAUGUAUUUCCUUUUUUACAUUUUCACCUAAUUUCUUGAAAACUUGAAUAAAUUUCAUAAAGAGUCUUCCUAACAUGAUAUGUUGGUAAAUUAAGUUCUUAACUGUUGCAAUAAUUAAUGAAGCUUUAAUAUCAGUAUUGUUACUUUAUACUUUAAGAAAAUCGUGUGUUUGUUUCACUGCCUUGGUUUUUAGCUGUUCCCUUGUCACUGUCACGGCUAGAGACUUACUACAUACUUGAUAUUCCGAAGAACUUUGGGGUUGUCCUCUGUAUACUGACCUUAAAUAAACACGUGUGAAUGAA